Messenger RNA from Cinclus cinclus, 1444 nucleotides. RefSeq names its product DNA polymerase gamma 2, accessory subunit (gene POLG2). The record is from RefSeq and is a predicted model, not a curated record. NCBI's taxonomy places the organism in Eukaryota, Metazoa, Chordata, Aves, Passeriformes, Cinclidae. Bases 1 to 1416 code for a protein of 471 amino acids. The transcript has 8 exons. Gene Ontology annotation, cellular component: mitochondrion; cytoplasm. Gene Ontology annotation, biological process: mitochondrial DNA replication.
AUGGCGCAGGGCUGCCGCUGGUGUGGCCGCGCCGCCCUAGGACAGCCGAGGCGGCGGCGAGUCCCGGCGUGGGCGGAACCGGCCGGGUGCUCGGCGCGGCCGUACUCGGAGGGCCGCGGUGCCGCCGAGGCGGCGGGCUGGGCGGAGCUGCUGGAGGUGUGCUGGCGGCGGCACUUCCUACGGGGCGGUGCGGGGCCGCUGCCCUGGAGCGCCUACCUGAGCGGCCGCCACCCCGGCUUCGGGCCCCUGGGCGCGGCGCUGCGCGCUAACCUGGCGGCGCAGUGGUGGGACUCGGCGCUGCCCGUGCGGGAGCAGGUGUUCCCCGUGGACGCCGCGCUCCACGGCCCGCCUGGCGCUCCGCGGGACGCGCGGGGGCUGCGGCUGCUGCACCCGGAGACGCUGCGCGAAGCCCUCCAGGGUUGUGGGCAGAAUCCUGGCGGCCCAGCCCUGGAAGAAGUGCUGGGGGCCGCGGGGGUGCUGCGGGAGAGCCUCCUGCCCGGUGUUCUGGCACAAUAUGUUAGCUGCUUAGAGCUGGUGAACAGAAGACUGCCCUAUGGCCUUGCUCAAAUUGGAGUGUGCUUUCAUUCUGUUCCAGAAAGUGAACGUUCUGUUCCAGGAAAUGAACACCAGAACAAAAACUGUGCAAGAAUAGGCGAGAGGACCACGUCUUUGCUUGCAUGGUUUAGUUCUCCCAGAACUGCAGGACAGUGGCUCGAUUACUGGCUACGCCAGAGACUCCAGUGGUGGAGAAAGUUUGCUGUAGGCCCGUCUAACUUCAGCAGCAGUGACUUUCAAGAUGAAGAAGGCAGAAGAGGAUUUAAGUUACAUUACAGCUUUCCUUGGGGGACAGAAACAAUAGAAACACUGAAGAACCUUGGUGAUACUAAACUGUUACAAGUGUAUCCAGGACAGAGAUCAAAAUUACUUGGCCGAGAUGGAAGGAAGAAUGUCAUCCCUCAUGUUCUGUCUGUGAGUGGGAAUCUGGACCGAGGAGUGUUAGCAUAUCUCUUUGAUUCUCUACAGCUAGUUGAGAAUCCAUUAACAGCAAAGAAAAAUUCACAGAGAAAGGUACUUAAGCUUCAUCCUUGCUUAGCACCCCUUAAAGUAGCCUUGGAUGUAGGAAAAGGUCCAACAACAGAGCUGAGGCAGGUUUGUCAAGGAUUAUUCAAUGAGCUGACAGAAAAUGGAAUUUCUGUAUGGCCAGGUUAUCUGGAAACUGUGCACGCGUCUCUGGAACAUCUUUAUACAAAGUAUGAUGAGAUGAGUAUUCCUUUCAUGGUCUUGAUAAGUGAUGGCACUCUAGAGAAUGGAGUGGUCCAGCUGAGAAGCAGAGAUACCACCAUGAAGGAAAUGAUGCACAUUUCCAGGCUGAAGGACUUUUUAAUUAAGUAUGUUACAUCAGCCAAAAAUGUGUAAACUUGUUGAAUAAAAGGAUUUUCUUAGA